AUGAAUAUCUUCAGACCAAACAUGCUCUCCCGCGCUAUAGCGCCCACCAACCGACGAGUCCUCCUCUCUUCGCCACGCCGCUCCUUCACAUCCUCGUAUGACCGCCGAGUAGCCGAUGACAGCAAGAGCAGUCCAUUCGGAAGCGGUCCAGCACCACCACGCCUCCCCAAAGAAGAGCAGGAAAUAUUCGAAAGACUUCAAAAGGAAUCAACGGGCGCUUUUAGUACACCUCGCACACCUCCCAAGGUGAACCAAUCGCCCGAUUCACAAGCCGCCGCCACGUCGCCACAGAGUAGUUCAAAUGGACAAGGUGAAGAAGACUUAUUUCCGCAUAUGAGGGAGGCUAUGAAGCCCGAGUUUGAGGGUGACACAAACCCCAAGACGGGCGAAGUUGGAGGACCGAAGAAUGAGCCUUUGAGAUGGGGCCAUCAAGGGGAUUGGAGUUAUAAUGGUCGUGUGACGGAUUUUUGA
Messenger RNA from Talaromyces marneffei, 471 nucleotides. RefSeq lists its product as uncharacterized. Bases 1 to 471 code for a protein of 156 amino acids. Gene Ontology annotation, cellular component: mitochondrion. The record is from RefSeq and is a predicted model, not a curated record. The transcript has a single exon. NCBI's taxonomy places the organism in Eukaryota, Fungi, Ascomycota, Eurotiomycetes, Eurotiales, Trichocomaceae. Gene Ontology annotation, biological process: mitochondrial respiratory chain complex II assembly.